AAUGAGCUUGUUACUACUUCUAUGAUAUUAUUUCACUUUUUAAAAAUUAAGGGUCAGAGACGACCUUUUUUUGUUUAUUUCUGUGUCCAAGCUGAGUAUUUAGAUACUUGUCAGGUAGUUGUUCAUUUUAAGUAGGAAAAAUGAUGCUAAAAAUGACAUAAGAAAAGGAUCGAUCCGGGCAUUGAUUAAUCGAGAUGCGAUCGGUAGAAUCGAUCAUGGCCGAUCUUUAAUUGGAUCUCUCUCAGGUCUAUAUUAUGGUUAUUGUUAAAGAGUAGAGGUCAAACCUCGCCAUCCUCGCCAACCUCGCUUGCCAUUGUUUCCUAUGGAGAGUUAUCUCUUCAUUAUUACUCUUUGGUUAUUUUGGUUUUUGUGGUGUUUUAUUACUACCCGUAGAUCUCAAAUGAGUUUAGAGGAAAUGCACUAUGGUUUGAAAAAAGUGAUUACAUCAGUCAUGACCAAUAGAGACUCAUGGCCUUUCAGGGAACCUAUUAAAGAAGCCAUCGCGCCAAUGUACUAUGAAAUCAUUCAAAAUCCAAUAGAUCUUUCUGCUAUUGAGAAGAAAAUUGAUGAUCAAGUUUACAGUGAUUUUCGUGAAGUGGAGGAAGAUUUCAAAUUAUUGGUCAAUAAUUGUGAAACUUACAAUGGCCCAAAGAAUGGUUACACUCUACUAUCCUAUGCUGUUUGGCGUGUUUUUAAACGAGCAACUAAACGAUUUCUCGACCUCGAUCUCAGUUUUGAUGAACAAGUUGCUUUUAUUUACCCUCCAAAGCCAAGAAAUUUAGCCACACAGGCAGCUAUUAAGGCUCGUCGUAAGCGCCGUAAACAUCGUAAACUUCGAGCUCUCGAUAUUCUUGCCAAAGCAGCAGAAGAAGCUGUCAAGUGUACAACACUGAGAGGUACAAGAUCUGAUGGAUCGGGUGAUAGUUCAUCUUCAUCAUCAUCAUCAUCAUCACCAUAUCAAGGUUCAAGAAGUGAAGGAGAGGGAAAAUUUGACGGUAAAAAAAUCUGCAUUUCCGUUGAAGCUCUUUCAGAUUGUGAUUCUAAUUCAAAUUUUCCAUGCCAUCUGACUCUUAAUUUAAACAUUGGGAUUGAUGAGGGAAAUUUAACUUUCAAGUCUCUCUCUGAAUGGAGUGAUUACAUUAGAUUACGCGGUGAUCCCGUCAAGUUACCUCAAGAAUCAGUUAUCUUACCUCAAACACCUUUAUCCAGGACAAGUGGUCAUCUCCAUUCUAAUGAAAUUAGACUUUUUAGAUCCCUUUGUUUAUCGGAGUUGAAGGAAAAAGAAACUCAAUCAUCAUCAAUAAAUCUCGACGAUCGUUUAAGCUGGCCAUUUAACUCUGAAAGUUCAUCCUCUAGUUCCAAUUGUUCUCCGCCUCAGAAUCAAGUGCACAAACCAAUUGUAAUUAAAUUAAGCCGAUGUAAUAGUGAUAAUGGAACAAUAUGGAAACCCGUCCAAGUCGAUAAUAAUCAUCUAAAUUCACCCGGUACCGAUAGUAAUAUGAAAAAUGUGAACGAACAAUCACCCUGUUCAUUGCCAAUGAAAAAGAUUCACCCCAGAAACUCAAUUGGUGAAGAAGGGUUAAACUGUUUACCCAAAAAACGUUUAGCCUUGGAUAAUGAUGUAUUUUGUCACAAUUACUUAAAUGGUUAUAAUACUCAGACAUCAUCCUCUGAUGAGUCCAACUCAUUACAUACAGACAAAUUGCUCAACUUUACAUCAACUCAAUUUAGCCAGUCCAAUAAAAUUAAUCACAAUCAUCGUCAUCAUCCCUGCCUAUCCGAAGAUUCCUCAAUGGAUUCAUCAUCAGAUUAAUUUUUUAUACUGAAUGUAAAUAUGGUCCUGACAAAUAGCACAGCCAAUUUAAUUAACUCAAUUGUGAUCAAGUCCUUUAUUUGCUCACCAUUAUUAUCCUGACUCAAAAGAUGCCACUUUUUCCCUUCAACUUGCUCUGGAAGUGGUCAACUCAUUUAAUGACCUCACUUAACUUACUGAUCUUAAGUCACCCAAGUCUGUGAUGUAUCUCGAUCAUUAAGUGUGUUUAAUUUUACAACCAGAUUUGAAUUCAGGAACAAAAGUAGAUAUACUUUUAUAUUUAUUGAUAGUGAAUCUUUCCUAAACUCUAAUUUUGUAUUUAAAGCAUGCUUAGCAUGCAUCUCAAAGUAUCAACCAAUAUCUUUAACAAUCAAAUAUGAAACCCAAAUCAAUAUAUUUUAGCAGCUAUCUAUUUAAGAUUUUUCAUUAUUCCGUCGAAACAAUUCAUGACUCACACUCUUUGAUGGAUAAUAAUCAGCUCUCACCAGCAUCAACAACAAUAACAGUUUUCAACCAAUUGCUGAAUCUGAGUCAUUGAUCUGACAAGAAAAUGAGAGACGAAUAUUGUUUUUGGUUAAGGUUUCUUAUAUUUACAAAUCAUGGAAAGCUAUCAUGGACAAAAUCAAGAUUGAUAUUGAAUCAAGCUCAGCCAACCUUUUGUUUUGUUUAUCAACGACUGCCUGGAAUAUAGUAAAACAUAAUCAACUUUAUCAAUCCAGUUUAUUACAUCAAGUUUUUUAAUUUUAUUUUGUAAAACCUGUUACAAAACGAACCAGCUCACCCCCUGCCAUUUAAUGUAAUCAAAUUUAUUUUAUACACUAUUUUUGUAUGAUCCAUUACAUGUAAUUUUAGUAUUGAUUUAUAUAAAAUAUCAUUGAAAAUGUGA
Molecule: messenger RNA, 2699 nt
Organism: Tetranychus urticae (two-spotted spider mite)
Lineage: Eukaryota; Metazoa; Arthropoda; Arachnida; Trombidiformes; Tetranychidae
Source: RefSeq, a predicted model, not a curated record